This is a messenger RNA of Paralichthys olivaceus (Japanese flounder), 1167 nucleotides long. NCBI's taxonomy places the organism in Eukaryota, Metazoa, Chordata, Actinopteri, Pleuronectiformes, Paralichthyidae. The record is from RefSeq and is a predicted model, not a curated record.
AGGUGUGCUCAGUGUUUGAGUUUUCGUGCUUCAGACCCGUUCGCUCGGUUCUGUCCUCAGUGUGGCGCUGUGGUUCCUCCAUUACCAGAACCAAGACUGCCCCCUGCUGAGGAAGGACAGAUGAUUCUCUGUGUGUUCUGUAACACCGAGGUUCCUGUCAACACUCACACCUGUUUGAUUUGUGAAGCUUCAGUCCAACAACAACUACAACCACAGGCCAGACUCACACUGCAGGAUCAUAGGGUGUGUGUUUGCUGUGGAAGUGGGAAUCCAGCUCAUAUCUCCACCUGCCUGACCUGUGAGAGCUGCCUGCAGCCGGAGGUGUGUGUUGGUAACAGCGCCCCCUCUGUCCCUUCUAAAGACAGCAGGAUGUUGACCUGCUCCAGAUGUAAACGUUUAAACCACUGUGAUGCCAGAUACUGCGACUGGUGCGGCUCCAAGUCGGGUCAUGCAGCCAGCUGUGUGAUGUGUUGGCGAUGUGGAGCGAGUUCACACCCAAACGCCUUCUACUGUGCAACCUGUGGCGUACACCUGGAUGCACCAGCCCCGCCCACAACCUGCAGUGACAUCACACGUGCUGCUGCUCCCCACCAGGCUUCAGCCUCGGCCUCCCAUGAUGCCACCUGCUCACCUCCCAGUGUGAAGUUAGCCCCGCCCUCUGUGGAUCAGUCCACUCAGACUGUUGGACUCUAUUACCCAUCAGCCACUGAGCUCCAAAGGAAGGACCAGCAGAGGGAGCUACAGCUCAGCAGACAGUCAAGCAGAGACCGCCAACCACCUGUGACCGCCAUCAGCCCGGGCAGAGGUUACUGGAGGAAGCAGGUGGAUCAUGUGUGUGCUCACCUGAGGAGUUAUGCUCAAAACAACGCCCCCUUCAGGACUGUGCUGGGAGAGCCUCGCCUGGGCCGGAUGGUUUCUGCUGUGGUUCAAGAAGAUGGUUACGAAGUCAGUUUGACCAUCAGCUUUGUUUCAGCCGCACAGGAAGUAAAACAGGGGGAUCCUUCCGGCGAUGAUGCACCUCCGGCAGGUGGCGUUUUACCAGCAGGUGGGACUGAGACUCUGAGCAGCGUUACAGAGCGAUUCAGCAGCAGCCUCAGCACAAACGGAAGUGAUAAAACCACAGGUCUGGUGAAACCCCCCAAACCAACCCUGACACUUAAACCUCCG